This is a messenger RNA of Hirundo rustica (Barn swallow), 969 nucleotides long. Its product is annotated as atherin-like. Lineage: Eukaryota; Metazoa; Chordata; Aves; Passeriformes; Hirundinidae. Bases 1 to 969 code for a protein of 322 amino acids. The record is from RefSeq and is a predicted model, not a curated record. The transcript has a single exon.
AUGUGGCUCCGGCCGCGGGUUCGGGCCGCCGAAGCGCCGCCUGCGAAAGGCGCUCAGGCCUGCGGAACGCCUUCGCCCCUCCGGCAGCGGGACCCUCUCGGGGUUGUCGCGGGCGUCAGGGCCCCCGGCGCCGCCUCCUCCGGCGCCGCUUCCUCCGCGCCGGGAUUAUCGCCGCGCUCGGGACGGGCCCCGGGACCAUCUCUCCGCCAUUUGCCCCCGCUCCUUCCUGCCGUCACCGCGCGCGCCCCGCCCACCGCCGCCGCGGCCAAUCGCCGCGCGCCUCGCUCGGCCGCCCGCGCCGCCUCCGCGCCUGCGCCAGUCCGCGCGGUGCCCGGCGGGAGUCGUAGUUCGCGGCGCGGCGCGGGCCUCGCCGGGCCCGCGCACGGCCCCCGGAGCCGGCGGGCGGGUCCCCGCGGCGGGGCGGCCCGAGCCGGGACGGAACGGGGGAACCCCGCCCGGCGACAGCCACCGCCUCCCCGCGGCCGCCUCCGCGCGGGCUCCGCGGGGAGGCUCCGAAGGCGGGGCCAGCCGCGGGCAGCCCCCACCGGCCCCACCCCGAUGGCUCUCGGGCCCAGGUGGGUCCCGGCGCACGUCGAGGGCUCUGGGAGCAGCCCGGGCAGCCCGGCCCGUCGGCAGCUGCGGAAGGUCGGAACCUUCCCCGUGAGUUCGGGAAGGCAGCAGGCGCUGAAGCGACCCCGCGUGCACUCCAUUAAAAGUUUGCGGUGCCUCGUCCAGGGCACGCGAGCCCCUUGCGCUCUGGGCCGCCUUGACUGUACUCACAGUACUCACAGUGGGUGCGCAGCGCCCGGCCUUCACAUCCGCUCCACGGAGGAAACAUGCUCUGCGGAGAGCGCCCGCGGAACCAGCGCCGUGCGGGCUCUGAAAUUGUGGCUUUCACAUGCUCCCACUUCCACAAGCUGUUACAUCCACCCACACGCGUUAGAUUUAUGCACACCUUUGAGGCUUUAA